CGGCAAUCAUGGACUUGGGUCAGCUGUGGAGCAAGGUGCAGACGACGGCGAGCGAAAUCGCCGCCGCGGCCGAGGAGACUGCCGCGAGGGCCUACACCGCGGUCGAGGAGACGGGCGAGGAGAUCUCAAAGUCCGAGGCGUGGCUGGCGAUGUCGUCUCAGUUCGCCAAGCUGCAGAGCGACGCCAGCUUCACGUUCGCGGAGCUCCGGGCCAGGACCGUCUCGGAAGCCGAGCGCGCCGAGCGGCUCAUCCUGCUGAAGCGGGAGGAGGCCGAGCGGAGGGCGCGGGCGCGCGCCACCGCGAACAUCGACCCCGAAGUCUACGGCGUCAACAUCGACCACGAGUGCUUCGUCCGCGACCUCACCGAGCGCUCGUUCCUCGAGUAUCCGGUCGAGGACGGGGACGACGAGUUGGACGAGACGUGGGAGAUGGACGAGUGGGAGAGGGACCACUCGGAGGCGAUCAUGGCGGUCGUCCCCGAGCUCGCCACGCUUCGCUUCGCGCUCGUCCGCGAUCCCGCGCAUCACCUCCUCACCCCGGGCGCCGAGCCGAUGUCCGAAGCGCGCUUCUGGAGGACGUACUUUCGCAUGUGCGGGUGGAGGCUCGCGCUCGCCGAGGCGUCGUUCAAGGCGAGGGCGGCGGCGAGGGCGCGAGGGAUCGAGGUGGCGGACGACGAGCCGUAUCCGGUCGAGGUGGACAAAGCGGAGCUGGAGGCGUUUGGCUUUCGCGUCGACGACGAACUCCUGGACCAAGCCGCGGAGCUCAUCGCGGAGGACUUGGACGAGAUCCUGGGCGAGGAGGGCGAGCUGGAGCAGGCGAGGAUCGAACGGGAACGGGCGAAGAAGGCGGAGUGGCUGAGGACGAGGAAGGAGUGGAAGCCCGACGGGUCGGAAGGGAGCCCGGGGGCGGGGUCUGGUAGCCGGGGAGGCUCGCCGAACAAAGGAAAGGAGGGUAAUAAGAAGAGCGACGGCGACUCCGACCGCGCGGACUCCCCGGCGCCAACCGGCAUCGGAAAGGAGGACGGGUCCGUGGCCGACAGCGAGGACUCGGGGGUUCUGGUGGAGGCCCCCGUCGAGCGGGAGAAGUAGAGGGAGCGCGCGGUUGCUAAAAUGUUUUGUUCCAAAAACUCCGGCUAUGUUUC
This is a messenger RNA of Micromonas commoda, 1141 nucleotides long. RefSeq lists its product with no specific name. The transcript has a single exon. The record is from RefSeq and is a predicted model, not a curated record. Lineage: Eukaryota; Viridiplantae; Chlorophyta; Mamiellophyceae; Mamiellales; Mamiellaceae. Bases 9 to 1088 code for a protein of 359 amino acids.